Xyrichtys novacula (pearly razorfish) is the source of this 5948-nucleotide messenger RNA. The record is from the annotation of a GenBank genome assembly. NCBI's taxonomy places the organism in Eukaryota, Metazoa, Chordata, Actinopteri, Labriformes, Labridae.
AUGUCCUGGAUCCGAGUCUUGGUGCUGUGCUCGCUCACCGCCCUCCUCAUCCUCACCUGUGAGUACCUUGUCAGGAGUGGGUUAUUUUGGAUUUUAUAUUUUCACAGAGGCAGAAUAGUUUUGAGGGUGAGAGCACAGAUAUUUGCAGAAACCUGUUUUUAUAGUCUGGCUGUGAACUCUGACCUUUUGUGAAUUAUUCUAAAAGUUUGAGCACAUUAGAAAAUAAUUAAGGGUUGGGAUUUAACGUGAACUGCUUCAUAAUUUAACUUUAAAGAAAAUUCAAAGUUUGAGCCAUGAUUUUAGAGAGGAAUUCUGUUUACGUGACUUAAUGCCAAGAAAGAAUUUUCUGCAAUUAAAGAAAGCUGUAAUUUUACCUGGAGAUGUCCGACAAUAUUCCAGCCAAAGUCUCACAAGUUCACAAGUUCAACUCUGUAAAUCCUGUUUUAAUCUGCCAAAUUCAUCUAGAUAACAAAAAUAUGAUCCAUUAGUCCUUGUGCAAAUUGUAUUGACAGGUUUCGUUUAUUCUUCAGGGACAGGAUGCAGUGACAUUAGCCGCUGAAAUUGAGAAAAAUCAUCCUAUGGUUGCACAAUUUCCUGUGCAGCAGCUGCUAUUUUUUCAUAGUCCUACAUGAAAGUGACUUAAGGCGUGCAUAAAAUCAACUUAUUAAGAGGUGAAUCAAGUAGAAGAGAAGAGUAUGAUAUGCAGCAAUCAUUGGUUGUGUCUACAUCUAUUAGAAAUGCAUGCACUUUAGCUGAUAAUCCACCACAGUGCUCCCUGUUACUCUGUGUCAAUCACAUUGUAUUCAACAUUUCAAGUUUGGAGGGAUUUGUUCUUGUUUGCUAUUCCAUCUUGAGUAAUUUGAGAAGAUAGCUUGAAGGGACUGUCUUUUUUCCUUUUAUACUGUAUAUCAAACACCAACUAUAUCAGGGCCUGUUUCCAUUAGCAGUGUUUUUUUUGCCCACAACCUUCAUUUCAGAGCACUUCUCACCACUACUUAUUGUUGCUAAGUAAGUCAAGUUGUUUCACUGCAUGUCUCCUCUGUUAUUGUUGUUGAUGUUAAAAUCAAAAGUCCCGCCCUGUCUUGAUUCUGAUUGGUCUCCCUAUGAUGGGUUAUGAUUUUUAUAAACCUGAUUUUCUGGAGACCCUUUAAUCAAAGUUUUUUCUUAUUUCUGUGGGCAGCUGAGGCUGAUUAAUACACUUUAUAACUGGGAUACAGAAAUAAACAUGUUCAGUUCUAUUUUUCCUGUUUUUUCCUGCUAAGAUUUCUCCUUUACCUCACAUUCUAGUUUCCAGUGUGGUGGACAAUGCAGCAGUCAAGGAUAAGUCCAAAUCCAGUGAUCAUAGAGGUGAUAUUUUGUUUCAAGACUUAAAGUAAUUACCUAAAUCUUUUUCUGGCCUCCAAACUUAACAUUCAAAUUGUGACCUCCGUCUUAAAGGGGUAGCACAGCAGCUGUUCAUGCAAGGCCCAGAAGCAUCCAACUUCUUCAAACGCCGCAGUCGCCGCUCACCAGGGUACUAUGCUGAGUUACAAGGUAAGUACAUUUGUUAAAGCUCCUGUGAGGAACUUCCAGUUUGGGUCGAUUUUGGCGCCCCCCUGUGGGGAAAGCAAUCAUGCUUAAGUAGCGACUUCAUAGAAAAAAUCCCAUCCUGACUCUUGACAGGGCCAUCCAUCAUUUAUCUGGUAGCACCAACAGGAUUAUAAAUGGAGUAGUGGUGUGUGGUUUCAUGACGGAGCUGAGUAGAUGAUUUAUGUUUUUGGAUAUGUGGUCGACUCUUCUCAGGACAGCUGUAGCGGUUAAAGUGACUACUCUUUAGGGGACAGAAAUCUGGCAUGUUUGGCCUCCCGUACACGUACACUUGCGUGUGAGUGCAUGUAGGAGUGUGUUAAAGAUGCUCUGGUUUGAGGUUUUGACUGCAAGUUGUGAAAGUUCAAGAGAGGAGUCGAGAGAAAGAGAGUAAUGGAAACUCAAGCAGGUGUUGUACUAUUGCUAUACAGUGGCAGCUCUUAAACUUGACACACACAGACUCACACACACAGACACACACACACACUCACAGGAGCUGGAGGCUGCAGAGGGAGUCACAGGGUAGUAUGGAGCACGCUCAGUUUCUCGGUACAAUAAGCUCAUUCUUCCACUGCCAACAUCGGUACAAUCCACAUGGGUGACACACCUCAAAUCAAACAAAUAAAUACUCUUUAAGAGGAAUCCUGCAAAUACACACCAACUUCUCUCAACUUAUCAACUUACCUCCUUGGAAAACUUGGAAUAAAAGUGUCAGGAAAUGCUUAAAUGUUGCAGACAGCACAGAUCAUUUCAGUUAAGUACUUAGUGGCUCAUUAACUGUACCCACCUAUCUUGGCUCUCCAUAAAAAGGUCCACAUUCUUUACUUAGAGAAAAAAAUAAAACACUCAGAAUAAGGCCGAUUGUGGACUAAGGUUACCUGAGAACUUGAGAGGAAGCCAUGUGACUCUGUAGGGAUGUCAAUUUGCCAGAGAGAGGGCGCACAUUUUGCCAACCUUGAAUGCAACAUCCUGGAGCUCCAUGCAAGCUGUUUGUAACACCUAAGAUGAAUUUUAUUUCACAAAACAUUAGUGAAAUCCUGUCAACAAAUGUUCAUAAUUGUAUAAUCGAGUAAGAGACAUUAUUCAGUUAAGACAAAAAGAAUAAGUAGAUCUUAGUGUAAAAAACUUUUAAAUGAGUCUGAUGCAGUUUCUUAAAGCUCCAGUAAGGAACUUUCCGUUUCUCUCAGUUUUGGCGCCCCCUGUGGUCAAAGCAGUCUUUGCUCAUCUUGUCCCCUACAUGCUUCAGUUGAGUCUUCUGACAAUAAAUCUCAUCCUGCUGACUUUUGACAGUCAAAUGUUGAAUACUUUUGUGAAUAUUUAAAAUGGAGAUUAUAAAAACAGCUGUUUCUUCAGCUGCUCCACAGACACUUACCCUCCUCACACCAGUUUUAGGCAAAAGAAAUUGCUGUAGAAAAAAUGUCAGUGUUGUUGCUGAUGGUCUUGUUAGUGUUUGUACAUCAUGAAAAGGCAUCAAUAUGAAUUUCAGUCUAUUAGGUUAAUGUAAAAAAACUCCUUACAGGAGCUUUAAUCAAAGGCAAGGCUCAGUUAAAGGCAUGUUAAAGCUUCCACAGGGGGCGCCAAAAUGACACAGACAGAAACUUCCUUAUUGGAGCUUUAAACACUAAUGAGAAAAAGAAAAUCCUAGACUGUCUUUUUUUUUACCUACAUCCAGAAUAUAAGGGGUUAAUUUUGUGAUGCCAGCUAGUCUCACAUGUGGACUUACUCUGAAGGUGACCAUGUUUUCUUUACACAAAGUCAGGCUCAAGCAAACAGCUUACUUGGUAAUAAUUGCCAAGUGCAUGCAGGUCUAUGUGUUUGGAUAGCAUGUCGUGGUGUCGGCCUCACACUCUGUAAUCCCUGCACACUUGUUGGGGUCUGACGAGUUUCGAGACUCAAAGAAAAACACAGGCAGUGCAGUAACAGUGGCUGUCCCUGUACCUGCAGAGGUGGGAUGUUUGGAUUUGUACAGUAAGAGCGCAGGAGGAAGGUGUAAAUGUUUACAUUAAUUUGUAAUACAUUAUAAAAUGUUUUUCACACCCCUGCAGACCUACAUUAAUGUCAUACCACCCCUGUAACCAAAACGGAUAAUUAAGGGGCGACAACUUUGAUCUUUUCUGUUUUUACUUCUUAUUUGUUGUACCAUUUCUUGAUUUUAAAUGUUUUCUCAAUGGUAACCUUUGUAAGUUUGCAUCUCAUUCCUACUUGUGUUAUAAAAGUUUGGGAGUUUGGGGCAGUAACUAUUUGUCCAAAUUUAAUAUCAAUCCAUCAGUGGGUCUAAGACUGAUCGCCCAUCUCUUGAACCGCGUCCCAAACGCAGCUCCAAAUCAAACAGCCGACAAAUCUCAGAGUUGUUUUUGGAGGAAACAGCAGCAGCUGCAGCUGCAUCAUUAAUCAGAAACAUAUGAGUGGGUUUAAAUAGUUUAAAAUUUUUUGGCUUCCUGUAAAGCUCUCCUUUCCUUUUUGUUUUCCCCAGCCGAGCAGAGGGUAAAGAUAGCUGCAAGUGAGCGGAGGAGAGAGUACAACGAGGAGCAAAGAGAUGAGUUUGAGAACUACGCCGAGGAGGAGCGUGAUGGUGAGACCUGAAUACAGCUGCUCUUUCUACUCUGAAUGAAAUGUUUUCGAAUCCAAAUAAGAUCAGAAACAAAACAACAGACACUAGACUCCAUUAAACUCUUUCCACCCUUCCACACAAGACGAAAAUACAGAUCCAGACACUUGGUACUGAGACACUGAAUUAAACAUAAAGAUAUACCACAGAGACUUUGCAUUGGUAAGCACAAGCUUAUUUAGAAAGUCUGCAUCGUGUUGUGAAGCUAACCUUAAUUAUUCCUUGAGAAAAACCUUCGUGAUACUCGACUGUACAUCUUCACAAAGUUGAAAGGUCUCACUAGAGAGAACAUACUGAGGUGAGACAGUCCUAGUCUGGAUGUUGUAUGGACCUCAUGGCACCCACGAGCUUUUGCACCACAGCACAGUGCCUUCAACUCCACACUAAAUCCAAGUGUCCAUUUGUGGUCCACCCCAAGAUGAUAAUCUUUCCUGUGGCUGUCUGUCCCGUGUGAUAUAGUUGCAGUGGUGGUUUCUAAACUAAGAACUGCUAACUUUAAAGAUGUGUCUUGGUUUUAUAUAGAGAUAAGACAUGUUUUGUGUGGUUUGGGUCAGUGGGUUUGUACAUAAACAAAAAAAAACAAAUAUCUCCAUUUGGACAUAAUCUCACUGUUUUGGUGCAUCCCUUGACAUUUGAAUCUUAUUUAGCAUGUCUGCCAUGCUCAAACUCAAAUAGAAAUAAAGCUCCUUUUACUCUAACUUAAUUAUAAGCUUCAUUUUAAACUUUAAUUUGAUGUUUUGUCAAGCUGAGCCGAUGAUUUGAUCUUAAUCAUGUUACAAGGGAAAGUCUGGACAUAACAUGGUCAAUCACUGCAGGUCAAACAGCAGAUUUGAUGGUUUUGGACACGAGUAAAUGCAAACACAAGAAACUAAAUUUACCUAAAUGUAUUCAAUUUCUCAUCUGGGAUCAAUAAAGUUCUUAUGUUAUCUUAAAUUUCAAAACAACCAAAAUACACCUGAAAUACCCCACACUCUAAGAUAGCAUGCUCGUAUAGUUUCAUCCAAUCAGAUACUGCACUUCUGCUUGAGUCAACCAAUCAGAGACCACACCUGCAUCAGACACCUCCACAGUCUCACUCAGACAGUAACAUCCACACUCUGCAGGGAAGGAGAACAAAUGAGUGAACUUUAGUUUUCUUUAGCUCUCCUUUAUCGGCACUUCGCUAAUUCUGUCCGUUUGCGAGGUGGUGGCGCUGCACAUUUCCAACAAUACAUCCGUUUCAGCUGAACUCCCACAAACGGCUGCCUGCUGGGGCCGUAAACAUGGCUGACUGCGAACCAAAACAGUAAACUUGCGGGUUAAAACACCAGAACAGUUUACCAAAAGACACCAAAAGCUCGACUGCCAAAAGCUGCAGAGUUGGUUGCUUAUUCUCACCGUGUGUGCCAGAGCAUGACCCAGAACUGACACAAGAAGGAGAUGUGUAAUCCUUUAAAAUGCUUAUCGUAUACUUCGGCCUUAUGUAUAGGGGAGAGUGGGGUAAGUUGACCAUAGGAGACCACUUGUUUCGGCAUGUUAUAUUAUCAUGACAGUUAUGUUUAUACUCAUUCUGUUGGUUUGCAGGGAUGCACAUCUUGAAAUAUAUGCAGAAACACUAGUUAGAGACAAAACUAUGAUCGCCUUGAUGUGGUGAUCUGAACUAUGAAAAAAUGGCUCAUCUUACCCCACCCUCCUCUCUUUCACAGAGCAAGAUGAGAGAACAAGGGAGAAGGAUGAGCAGUUCAGAGAGUUUCACUACGAUGGCCAAUAUCCUCGCUACCACUGGUUCCAUUGA